AUGGAUCUCUGGAUGCACAGAAUGGAGGCGUCGCAAGCACGCAUGGAUGAAGACGAACGCAUGCGCGGCACGCAAGAGAGUGAGUUGUAUCGAUCAAAUAAUGGGGCGGAGCUCGCAGGGAAACUCCACUAUAGUUCUUUGGAGCUUAUGGCCUUGCACGAUCGGCAUUUUAGCAGCAAGCGCGGCGCGCAACAGAAUGGCUCGAAGAUUUAG
Messenger RNA from Peronospora matthiolae, 213 nucleotides. The record is from the annotation of a GenBank genome assembly. Lineage: Eukaryota; Oomycota; Peronosporomycetes; Peronosporales; Peronosporaceae.